Aegilops tauschii subsp. strangulata is the source of this 921-nucleotide messenger RNA. Its product is annotated as HVA22-like protein e. The record is from RefSeq and is a predicted model, not a curated record. Lineage: Eukaryota; Viridiplantae; Streptophyta; Magnoliopsida; Poales; Poaceae.
CUCCACUCCGCCCGGCCACGGUAUUUGUUAUAAAUCCACAGCUUUCCCCUCCCCCGCAACAACAACAACAUCCAAAUCCAAAUCCAAACCCAAACCAAAACCAAGAAGACACACUGUUCUCUCCAUCAGUCUCCGCCUCAACUGAUUCGUCCAACCAAGAAGAAGAAGAGCUACAGAGAAGAUGAGCAAGCUCUGGACCAUCCUCACCCACCUCCACACCCUCGCAGGGCCUGGCGUGAUGCUCCUGUACCCGUUGUAUGCGUCGGUGCAGGCGAUGGAGAGCCCGUCGAAGCUGGACGACGAGCAGUGGCUGGCCUACUGGAUCCUCUACUCCUUCGUCACGCUCGUCGAGAUGGUCCUCGAGUCCCUCAUCUACUGGAUACCGAUCUGGUACGAGCUGAAGCUACUGUUCCUGGCGUGGCUGGCGCUGCCCAACUUCAGGGGAGCGGCCUUCAUCUACGACAGGUUCGUCAGGGAGCAGCUCAGGAAGCACGGCCUCACCAACCACCCCGGCAGCGGCAUCAGCAGCGGCAGCAAGAAGGUGAACGGCGGCAAGGUCGACAAGUCGUCCUCGCCGUCGACGUCUCCCAAGGAGAAGGAGAACGCCAAGAGCAGGUUCCUCUCCUUCGUCGCUCCCAAGAAAGACCACUGAAGGAGAUUGGAGCAGCAACCAGAGAUCCCAGCAGCUAGCUUCUUGGCUUGUGGUGUUUUCUUGGUUUGUUUGAGAUUUUAGAUUGAGGUGUUGAGAGUAUUUACAUAUCUUGUCAGAAAAAAAUUGUACUACGACUCCAUAUAUGAGGCCCUCGGUUGCAGGCUAGCUAGAUGGUGGGUGGCUUGUGGUGUUGUAGUAUUACAUAUCUGUCCAAAAAAAUGUAGUACUGAGAUUGGAGCAGUAACCAGAGAUUUCAUCUCAUUUCGUCC